AUGGACAGGUUCAGCCUGACCUGCAAGUCGGAACGUGACAUGGACAAACUGGCCCACAUCUUCAGUUACUACAUUAGUGACAUCGUGGAGCGUCUGUCUGCGGGUCGGAUUUCCCAGGUUAUUGUUGGAGAUGAGCGGCAGCAAUACCUCUUGGUGAUUGGGCGGGAUGUAGAUGAUGUCCGGUUAGCUCAGCAUUUGGCUCAGGCAAAUGAGAUUGUCCUAUCCUGGAACUGCUGGAUGCUCUGCGAGCAGUGUAUGUUUGAAGUGGAAAUCAUGAGGGAGGAUGAAGCUGUGAAGUUAAGAGAUAUGCGGCUCAUUGACCCAUUUGAUUUUGAUGAGCAUUUUGACAAGUGCCUCGAUUAUCUACCACAUUACCGUACAAGUGCUGAGACUCUAAGAACUGCACUGGAAUUGGAUCCACACUCUGAUCUUGACCAAAAGCUGCGGAAACACAUAAUGAAAAACCUUUUGAAGAAGAUUGAUGAAGGCCAGCCUGUAGAGUAUGUAUCUGAAUUCCGUACGGUGACUCUGGUUUUGGUCAGCCUGGAGUUCCACAAGACAGCGUGGAUGUUGCAUUUGUGUCAUCUUAUCCAGGAGUCUGCCUUAUACAUCUCCACAGUCAUUGAGAAAGGGGGUGGCCAGCUGAGUCGGAUCUUUAUGUUUGAGAAAGUAAGUACAAGGGAACUUGACCCAUCAGCAUUAAAGGGCUGCAUGUUCCUCUGUGUUUUCGGCCUUCCUGGUGAUAAGAAGCCAGACGAGUGUGCACAUGCCCUGGAGAGCUCCUUCAGCAUCUUUAGCUUCUGCUGGGAGAAUCCUGCUAAGACCAAACUUGUUUCCAUCAGUAUCACCAAUGGACCAGUAUUCUGUGGCGUGGUUGGAGCAGUAGCAAGACACGAAUAUACAGUUAUUGGUCCAAAAGUGAGUCUUGCGGCCAGAAUGAUAACUGCUUAUCCAGGUUUGGUGUCCUGUGAUGAGAUAACAUAUCUAAGAUCCAUGCUACCUGCUUACAACUUCAAGAAACUCCCAGAGAAAAUGAUGAAAAACAUCUCCAACCCAGGGAAGAUAUAUGAAUAUCUUGGCCACAGAAGAUGUAUAAUGUUUGGAAAAAGACAUUUGGCAAGAAAGAGAAACAAAAAUCACCCUUUGUUGGACCGGGAGAAAGAAUUGGAAGCCUUCCAAAUGGCACAGCAGAGGUGUUUGCACCAGAAGAAGGGACAAGCAGUUCUGUAUGAAGGUGGAAAAGGCUAUGGAAAAAGCCAGCUGCUGGCUGAAAUAAACUUCCUGACACAGAAGGAAGGGCAUAGCUACCUUCACAGGUGCUUUGGAAAUCCCCUUUAUUGCGAGGUCCUAUGCCAGGACCUUCUCUCUAAGGACAUGUUGCUCUUUCAUGACCUACAAAAGGAGGAAGAGGAAAACAGCAAGUGGGAAACCCUCUCAGCCAAUGCCAUGAAUUCCAUAAUGUAUAGUAUGUUUCCUGCCAACUCUGAAGAAGGCCAGGAACUUUAUGUCUGCACAGUCAAGGAUGAUGUGAACUUGGAUACAGUACUUCUCCCACCCUUUCUGAAAGAAAUAGCAGUAAGCCAACUGGAUCAACUGAGCCCAGAGGAACAGUUGCUGGUCAAGUGUGCUGCAAUCAUUGGGCACUCCUUCCAUAUAGAUUUGCUGCAGCACCUCCUGCCUGGCUGGGAUAAAAAUAAGCUACUUCAGGUGUUGAGAGCUCUUGUGGAUAUACAUGUGCUCUGCUGGCCCGACAAGAGCCAAGAGCUUCCUGCUGAACCCAUAUUAGUGCCUUCCUCUAUCGACAUAAUUGAUGAAACCAAAGAGAAGAAAACAAAGUUAGAUGGUGGUUCAGCCUCUCUUCUCAGGCUAAAAGAAGAAUUAUCCCUACCUCAAACUGAGGUGUUGGAAUUUGGAGUGCCUCUACUACGGGCAGCUGCUUGGGAGCUCUGGCCCAAGGAACAACAGAUAGCUUUACACCUCGAAUGUGCCUGCUUUCUCCAAGUUUUGGCCUGCCGCUGUGGGAGCUGCCAUGGAGGAGACUUUGUCCCCUUUCACCGUUUUGCAGUUUGUUCUACUAAGAAUUCCAAGGGGACCUCUCGAUUCUGUCCUUACAGAGAUACUGGCUCAGUGCUAACACAAGUGAUCACAGAAAAAUUGCAGCUGCCUUCUCCCCAAGAACAGAGGAAGAGUUCCUAGAUCAAGUGAAGAGGAAGCUGGCUCAGACCAGCCCUGAGAAAGACCUGUUGACCACAAAGCCUUGUCACUGUAAGGAUAUCCUGAAGUUAGUGCUCUCACCCCUCACCCAGCAUUGCUUGGUCAUUGGAGAAACGACCUGUGCAUUUUAUUACCUGCUGGAGGCUGCGGCUGCCUCCUUGGACCUGUCAGACAAUUAUAUGGUCUGUUUCAACAUGGGACACAUCACUUUAGCCAAAAAAUUGGCUAGGAAAGCCCUUCGGCUGCUGAAAAGGAAUUUCCCUUGGACCUGGUUUGGUGUCCUUUUCCAGACAUUCCUGGAAAAGUAUUGGCAUCCCUGUACCCUGAGCCAACCUCCAAACAACCCUAGUGAGAAGCCUAUUUUGCCAUCAGUAACUCCUCCCUGUUCCCUCAGCCAUGAGUGAAUAUGCUGAAUGAGGACCUUUUACUUUAAGGAGUUCUUCUCUCGAUGUGUGACCUGCCCUGUCUAUCA
Mandrillus leucophaeus (drill) is the source of this 2686-nucleotide messenger RNA. Its product is annotated as adenylate cyclase type 10-like. Gene Ontology annotation, molecular function: adenylate cyclase activity. Gene Ontology annotation, biological process: cyclic nucleotide biosynthetic process; intracellular signal transduction. Gene Ontology annotation, cellular component: cytoplasm. The transcript has 18 exons. Bases 1 to 2196 code for a protein of 731 amino acids. NCBI's taxonomy places the organism in Eukaryota, Metazoa, Chordata, Mammalia, Primates, Cercopithecidae. The record is from RefSeq and is a predicted model, not a curated record.